AUGUACAUCACCACAAAACCAGGCAUCGAGAGCUGUUUGACGUCCCAGGGUGCGCCUCCAGAGAUCGCGGUGAUACUCCAAGAACUAGGAGCUGUUGUUGAAAUUUUGAAAUGUUAUGGACUGUAUACUACCUGCACUGAGCCUACUAGAGGUUUGGCCUGCCUUGACAAUGUUGCAGUUAGUCUUCAACCUGAAAAUUGCAGUACAAAUGUAAUUGAGCUACAUGGGGAUGACCACUCUGCUUUGAGGACUUCUUGCAUUAUCCCAGCUGCGAUCGAGUUAUGUGCCACACCCUCUUCUACUUGGCAUGCUGACUAUAUAUUUCGAGCAAGGCCUGUGCACGAAUCUGCACUUGAAGGCUUCAAAGAUUUAUUGGCCAGUGUGUCAUGGAAUGAUGUUUUUCUUUCUUCGGGACGUACUGGAUUGUUUGCAGCUUUCUUUGACUUUUUCCGUGACAAAUUUAAUUUUUUCUUUCCCGAAAUUGUCAAGCCUCGCCGCCCUCAUGCACUGAAGAGGAGACCUAGACAUCUGGAUGGUCACAAGGAGUGGUACACCGAUGAUCUGGCCAGACUUAGGGGAAUCCUGCUCGCCCUCAAGAACAGAUGUGAGGAUGGUGACGCCGACACCUCGGCUAGGUAUAGAAAAUUCAAACAAUUUUACAAGAGGAGGAUCGAGCUGGCUAAGAGGUUGGCAACCGAGAGACGAAUUGAGGAUGCACCCAAUCAAUGCAAGGCUGCCUGGGACGUGAUCAAUACAAACAGAUCCAUGCCACGUAAAAGUAUUGGCUUUGCAAGCCCAGAUGACUUCAAUGGGUUCUUUGUGGGUUCGGUUCAGGACAUAGUGGGAGACCUGCCUGAUGUUGCCAUUGAUCCCAUUGCUUUGUUGGAGGGAAGAGUCCAGCCGAGCCAGAAGCAUCUCUCCUUUUUCCGCCCCACCACACCAGCAGCCUUGAGGAAAAUUAUACAUUCCUUCAAGCCCUCUAAAAGCCCAGAUGUGUUUGGCAUGUCUGUGAGCAUGCUUCGUGAUGUUGUGGAUGCUGUUGCAGUUCCUCUCUGUGCAUCUGUCAACGAGUGUUUGAGGUCUGGAAAAUUUCCUGAUUUCUUGAAAACUUCAAGGACUGUCCCGGUCUUCAAGAAGGGUGAUCGUGAGUGCCUUCAUAGCUUCAGGCCCAUCUCCAUUACCCCUGUCUUUGGCAAGGUGAUCGAGGCGGUGAUCAAGCCACAGCUGGAGGCUUUCUUUGAGGAAAAUGGCCUGUUCUCUGACAUGCAAUUUGGCUUUCGAGUUGGGAGAUCAACAGUGGGUGCAGUUGACCAUGUAGCUGAGCGGAUUGACACAGCCUUUGAGGAUGGUGAGUCUCUUGCUCUUGCUCUUUGUGAUCUGAGCCGAGCCUUUGACUGCGUGGACCAUGGCAUACUCCUUAGAAAGCUGAGCUUUUAUGGUCUUAGAGACUCUGCCCUUUCCAUCUUGGGCUCUUACCUUUCUGGAAGGACUCAGCUUGUCUCCCUCAGUGGUGCGGACUCCCGGACACUUCCGGUAGCUUUUGGUGUUCCUCAGGGAUCAGUGCUGGGGCCUACACUGUUCCUUGUCAUGAUAAAUGACCUCGACGACCACGGUUCCUCUCUGAUGUUCGCGGAUGAUGCAUCUCUACUGUCAUCGGGUGCUGAGCUUGAGCGGGUCUUGGAGGCAUCUGCGGAGCAUCUUCGAUCUGCCACUUCAUGGUUCCUGAUUCCUGAUUCCAAAUCGAUUCCAGCUGAAUGA
Messenger RNA from Nilaparvata lugens (brown planthopper), 1758 nucleotides. RefSeq lists its product as uncharacterized. NCBI's taxonomy places the organism in Eukaryota, Metazoa, Arthropoda, Insecta, Hemiptera, Delphacidae. Bases 1 to 1758 code for a protein of 585 amino acids. The record is from RefSeq and is a predicted model, not a curated record. The transcript has 2 exons.